UAUACAUUUAUCAUAGAUCAAUAUGUCAUCCUCUCAUUCUCCCAAGAAGCUUGUACUCAAAGGAACUUUAAAAGAGAUAGGAUUUGAACAUGGCAAUCUUCUAUCUGCUGAGAUUAAAGAUCAAAUGAAGAUUUAUGAUGCGAUGUUUCAGUCUACUUCCUCAUUAACAUGGCCCGAAGUCCAUGAGAUCGCCAAGGAAUUUCAAACUACAAUUCAAAAGCUAACGCCAGAUAUCUAUGAUGAAAUGGUGGGUAUUGCCGAGGGUGCAGGUGUUGAUAUCUUGGAUAUUGUAGCACUUAAUUGUAGGAGUGAGAUUGCUUUGGGUAGAUUUACCGAUGGUUGUACGAGUUUAGGUUGGAAGAUGCAGGGGAAGGAUGUAGAAGGGAAGAUGGUGUUGGCACAAAACUGGGACUGGACUGAGAAUGUUCAAAAGAACUUAGCGAUGGUGGAAAUAGAAAGAAAGGGAAAAGAAAAGAUUUGGAUGGUGACUGAGGCAGGAAUAGUAGGCAAAAUUGGCUUCAACUCCGCUGGUGUUGGCGUAUGUCUUAACGCCAUUAGAGCUCUUCCAACACAUACUUAUAAGCUCCCAAUUCACGUUGCACUCCGCAUUUGCUUAGAAAGUGAUAGCGUGGAAAAUGCUCUAGCAUCAAUCGAGGAAUUAGGUGGUGUGGCUUCGAGUCAACACAUCCUUAUAGCAGAUCCCAACAGAACGUUGAGUAUGGAGCUUUCACCUGUGGGAAAUUGUUUCUUGGAGCCAUGUGAUGAUGGAUUUGUCGCACAUACAAAUCAUUUCAUCAAGAAUGAAUUGGUUAGCGAGCCAUUUUGGCUCAAGGGAAGUCCGGUGAGACUUGAGAGGGCCAAUUUUCUGGUCAGUGAGUUAACCAAGGAUAUGAGGAAUAGCCUGCAGAUUGAUGAUAGAAUCGAAAAUAUUUUGAGGGAAAGAUUGUUCUCGGAUACUUUCAAUGCACCGCAAGCGAUUUGUUGCCAGGAAGAUCCAGAGCGCCCAAAGGAGACAAGGAAUAGUACGCUGUUCAAUAUUGUAAUGAAACUGGAAGCUGGUAACUCGACUGCUGAAGUUUUAUUCGGAAAGCCUGGGAUGACCGAUGGAGAGGUGCUGAAGAUGCCAUGGAUUUGAAAAGGUCUAACCCUGAUCUUGAGUUGAUGUUUCUCAGCAAGCUAAGGAAGCUAGCGCAGGGUUCUCACCAGUCGGGUUUCCAAUGUCUGAAAGAAGUAUGACAUCCAAAGCAAAUUCAGAAUCUCAAAGCUAUUAAAUGUACCAAUUGUCUUGGAGAGUCUCUAAUUGUUUGAACAUAGUCAAGAGUGACAGAUGGCCACCCCAUUUCAAAGCAGCAUAAAACCCAAAAACAAUUCAACGUUUUAAAGUCAUUGAAUAUUCGACUCGCAUUCUUAAACUGAAAACUUCCAAUUGCCUGACUACAGU
Botrytis sinoallii is the source of this 1441-nucleotide messenger RNA. RefSeq lists its product as uncharacterized. Bases 23 to 1135 code for a protein of 370 amino acids. NCBI's taxonomy places the organism in Eukaryota, Fungi, Ascomycota, Leotiomycetes, Helotiales, Sclerotiniaceae. The record is from RefSeq and is a predicted model, not a curated record. The transcript is spliced from 3 exons.